This is a messenger RNA of Penicillium cinerascens, 7143 nucleotides long. RefSeq names its product type I polyketide synthase. Gene Ontology annotation, biological process: secondary metabolite biosynthetic process; fatty acid biosynthetic process. Gene Ontology annotation, molecular function: fatty acid synthase activity; 3-oxoacyl-[acyl-carrier-protein] synthase activity; oxidoreductase activity. NCBI's taxonomy places the organism in Eukaryota, Fungi, Ascomycota, Eurotiomycetes, Eurotiales, Aspergillaceae. The record is from RefSeq and is a predicted model, not a curated record. The transcript is spliced from 4 exons. Bases 1 to 7143 code for a protein of 2380 amino acids.
AUGGAAUUAUCAAAUCCCGAUAAGCAGGAGCCUAUCGCCAUUGUUGGAGUGGGAUUUCGCUUUGCUGGCGGGGUGUCGUCCCUGGGCUCACUAUGGGAUAUGAUCAGCAAUGUCAAGACCGGUCAUGGUCCAGUCCCCAAUGAUAGAUGGAACAGCGAGGUGUGGCACCAUCCUGAUCCAGACCGCAAAGGAGGAAUCGGUCCACAGCAUGGAUACUUCCUUGACCAAGACAUCAGCCACUUUGACGCCCCCUUCUUUUCGGUAACAGCGAAGGAGGCUGCCUCCAUGGACCCGAUGAAGAGGAUGCUACUGGAAGUGUGCUACGAAAGCAUUGAAAAUGCUGGCAUCCCAGUCGAGGAUUUGAUGAACAGCCGUACGGGAUGCUACGUCGGUUGCAUGACAAACGACUACGAAAUGAUCUCCUUGCACGAUAUUUACGACAUCGGACAUCCCGCAGCAACGGGUCUAAGCGAAGCCAUGACCGCCAAUCGCGUGUCAUGGUUCUUUGGCCUCAAAGGCCCCAGUUUGACGCUUGAUACCGCUUGCAGCUCCUCACUAUACGCUCUUCACCUUGCAUGUCAGUCACUUCGGCUGAAAGAAACGAAUAUGUCUCUCGUCACUGGAGUCAACCUUAUGAUUAACCCCAACACCUCACACCAGCUGACUGCCAUGCACAUGCUCAGCCCCGAUGGUAUCUCUCACACAUUCGAUGACCGUGCCAAUGGCUAUGGUCGUGGCGAUGGCAUUGGGGCCAUGGUUGUCAAGCGUCUGUCGGAUGCCAUUCGCGACGGCGACACCAUCCGCGCCGUCAUCCGCGGUUCGGGUGUCAACGCUGAUGGCAAAACACCCAGUGUUACGCAGCCAAGCGCUUUAGCACAAGCCGACCUGAUAAAUCAGACUUACGACGAUGCAGGUUUGGACCUUUCAGAAACAGCCUACUUUGAAUGCCACGGCACAGGGACGCCGAUUGGCGACCCUCUUGAAUUGACCGCCAUCGCCCAGACCCUCGGUGCGGCAAGACGUGCAGCCGGAAAGCCUCCUCUUCAUGUUGGCAGUAUCAAGCCUACUGUGGGCCACACAGAGGGAUGUGCCGGUCUUGCCGGCGUUUUCAAGUCUAUCCUGCUCCUUGAAAAAGGAAUGUUGGUCCCCACAUACGGCGUGGAACGGGUGAACCCGAAACUCAAAUUGAGCGACUGGCAUCUUACUCUUCCGCAGGAUGUCAUGACAUGGCCGGCGCAAGGACUGCGUCGCAUUAGCGUCAACUCCUUCGGGUUUGGCGGUGCCAACGCUCACGUAAUCCUAGACGAUGCCUAUCACUACUUCCAAGACAGGGGUCUGACUGGGAAGCAUAAUGUGGACAUACAUACGUCGGGUUCAGAUUCUGGUAUCUCGACUACACAAUCAAGCGAGCUCGGCCAUGGCGCAUCGAAGAAGUUGUUCCUCUUCAGCGGCAAGGACCAGGCCGGAGCCCAGCGUGUGUCUGAAGGGUUCGCCACAUGGCUGCAAGGUGACGAUUCAGACGACAACCACGACAUAGCCAGCUUGGACAAUCUUGCAAACACACUUGCACUGCGCCGCUCUCAUAUGGAGCACAGAACCUUUGCUGUUGCCAGUUCGAUACCAGAGCUCUCAAAGAGACUAUCAAAAGGAUUACCAGCAGCCACUCGAUCGCAACGUUCUGGCGACAACCUUGUCAUGGUAUUCACUGGUCAAGGUGCCCAGUGGCCAGCUAUGGGACGAGAACUAUUCGAGCAUCCCAUCUUGCGCCAAAGCAUUGAAACUUCGCAGACUUAUCUCGAGGCUUUCGGCUGCAUGUGGAAUGCCCUAGAAGAGUUGAGCAAGACGCCCAACCCCAACGUCAACCUUCCGGAGUACAGCCAGCCUCUCUGCACGGUAAUUCAGGUCGCACUGGUCGACCUUCUUCAUUUCUGGAAGAUAACUCCAGCAGCCACCGUGGGACACUCAAGUGGUGAGAUUGCCGCCGCCUAUGCAGCAUCGCUCCUGACACACCGAGACGCCAUAAAGCUGGCCUACGUCCGAGGUAUCAGCUCUGCCGCCGUCCCUAAAAAAGGUGCAAUGAUGGCUGUGGGUCUUUCUCAGUACGAUGCCCUGAUGUACCUUGAGAAGGUCGCUCCCGGAUCUGUGGUGGUGGCCUGCGUCAAUAGUCCCUCCAGUGUGACACUCUCGGGAGAUGUCGACGCCAUAGACCAGCUGGAAACCAUUAUUUCCGCCGACGGGAAAUUUGCCCGCAAGCUCAAGGUCACUACCGCGUACCACUCUCCACACAUGCGCGAUGUCUCGCCAAGCUAUCUUGCGAUGAUUGGCGAUAUCACGCCCAAGCAGCCAGAUGAGACAACAAACAGCAACAACAGGCCAGUCAUGUAUUCCUCUCUUACAGGGUCUAUGGUAACCUCCGCCGAGCAACUGAACGCCCAAUAUUGGGUCGGCAAUAUGCAAAAUCCCGUGCAAUUUUCACAAGCCGUCUUAGCGUUGCUGAAGCACAAGAAAUUGGUCCCAGGCGGUACCCGCCCCGUAGCGGUGCAAUGGGGAGCUUUCCUCGAGGUCGGUCCUCACGCUGCCCUGCAAGGACCGUUGCGUCAGAUCAUCGACGUGGCCAACAACAAAUUCGCCAAGUCCGCACCUUACGCUUCCAUGCUUCUUCGCGGCAAAGACGCAACGGAGACGUCCUUGAACGCCGCCGGGACACUAUGGGCUGCAGGCACCAAGGUUGACUUGGCCGCAGUGAACAACCAGCACCAGCACUCAGACACUUCUCAGAUGCUUUGCGACCUGCCCACGUAUCCCUGGAAUCACACACGAAGCUUCUGGCACGAAUCGUACUCAUCACACGCUUACCGCUUUCCUUCCGAGGUGCGCAAUGACUUUCUCGGCAUGGCGGAAUAUUCAUGGAGUACCCACGAGCCCCAAUGGAGAAACUACCUGCGCAUCGCCGAGAACCCCUGGAUUGAGGACCACGUAAUAACGGGAACCGUGCUCUAUCCGGGAGCCGGCAUGCUUGUCAUGGCAUUGGAGGGCGUGCUGCGCACCGCCGACUCCUCGAAGACGGUGGAGGGUUUCCGGAUGACGGAUGUCACGUUCGAGCGUGCCCUGGUCAUCUCGCUAGAUGACGAGGUGCCUGUGGAGACGCGCAUUAGCUUGCAUCCGCACAGCGGCAGACCCGACUGGUGGGUCUUCACCGUCUACUCUAUGACCAAGGGCUCGUCGUGGGCAAAACAUUGUGCUGGAACCAUCGCUGUCGUGUACGAGAAGGGGCCGAGCGAGGUGGAAGAGGGCAAUGUGGAUGCCUCGUGGCAGAAACAGGUGGCUUUACGCGAGACCCUGCUCUCUGAGCCUGAUUCCUCAUCUGUGAAUGUGGAUGAAUUUUACAACGAUUUGGAGACUAUCGGGAUGCAAUACGGCCCAUCAUUCCGUAAUGUCGUUUCUCUCACGGCAGUGCCAUCGAAAGACGCCUCCUACGGUACUGUGGCUGUUCCAGAUACCAAGUCGACAAUGCCCAGCCAUCACGAGUCCUCCCAUAUCAUCCAUCCAGCUACCCUGGACUCUAUCUUUCACCUGGUGAUUGCUUCCCUCGAUGCCGGCCGCCCAAAACAGUCCGCGGUGCCUUAUGCCAUCGAAGACCUGUACAUCGCCCGCGAUCAGCCACAGGGAUCCGGAGCGCUCUACUCUGGCUAUGGUCGCUUACUGUCCCAGACCGGUCAUGAGAUGACCACUGAACUGUUUGUUUCCGAUCAGGACUGGGCAAAGCCGAAGCUUACCAUCAAAAACUUUGCCCUGCGUCAGGUUACGUCCGAUGCUGGCUUGGAGACAGCGGGUACAUCAUUAUCUUCCGGGGCCGCCGUCAAGAACUGCGCUGGGAUCACCUGGAUUCCGGAUCUCUCCUUCGUGACGAGCAACGAGGAUCUUGCGGAGCUUGUAUUAUCAUCCGAGAAGAAGGCCCUGUCGGUUGACACCUUUCUCGAUUCGGUGUUCCUCAAAAAGUCGGACAACACAGUACUUAUCGCCUUGUUUGACGAGGCCCCUUCCAACAUUGAUGUCCUCUUGGACCUGAAGAACCGAGCGUAUGUGCCCAAGAAGAUCAUCGCCCUGGCCACAUCGGAGCCUGGGUUGCAACUUAUGCGAGCUGCGUUUGGAGAAGAUGCUGAGAACACGACCAUCCUCUACAAAUGGAUGCCGGAGGGCGAACUACUUGAGACGCUGGCCCCAGACGCCAUUGAUCUCGUCCUCGGCUUGGGAGUUCCCGAAGUUGCUAAGAACGCCGCCGUGCUCGCAAAGCUGGCUCCACUGGUGUGUCUCACCCAAGCUGGUCAGCUACACGAAGACUUCGUCGUGCCCGGGUCGUGCGUUGCCCGCGUCGCCCGGGAGAAGACCUACGUACUGUCCUCGAAAAACAAUGGCUCUCUCUCCACCUUGCCUGAGCUGCCGGAGUCAGUGGUGCUUCUCUUGCCUGCAUCUCUGUCCGAUGCCGGGGAGAUAUUCGCAGCCACGAUUCAGGAUAAGCUUACAGGCCUCGGCGUGUCCGUCGGACGAACAAAUCUGACGUUGCAGGGUGCCGCUUCCCUCGACGGGAAGUCCGUCAUUUCCCUCCUCGAGAUUGACAGCCCACUAGUGUAUGCCUGGGACGAAGACCAGUUUAACGCCUUCAAGAAGCUCGUCUCCACAGUUGGUCACCUCUUCUGGAUUACCCACGGGAGUGUGCUCGAGAGUUGGUCGAACGGUGUGGAAUUCGCCACGAGCCAGGGCUUGUUACGAGUGAUGCGUAACGAGUACCCCGCCGCCAUACUGCCGUCUCUCGAUCUAUCCACGGUUGCGGAUAUCUCCAGUGCGCAAUACGCAGAUCUGGUUACCAACGUUUGGCGAACGAGUCUGGUCGAGGCUGCGGAGAUGGAAUAUGCUGAGCGCAACCGCUUGAUCUACGUCGCUCGUGCCACAGAAGAUGCUGGCUUCGACAACGAACUCCAGAUGGCGGGCAACAACGCUAAGCCCAUCUGGUCUGCUCUGGGUGCUCCUGGUAAGCCGCUCAAGGCGAGCGAGUCUGCCAACGACGUUCAUGGAUAUAUCUGGAUUACUGAUGAAGAGGCCGACUCAGCCCCUGAAGAUGGUCAAGUUGAAGUCAAAGUUGAGUACGCUGGACUUGGACAGGGCCAAACGCUAGCUUCUGUUCACCACGGUGUUGGCAUCGUCACCCGUCUAUCUGACUCGGUCAAGUCACUAGAGCUCGGUCAACAGGCCAUUGUUUUCUCUCACGCUUCUGCAAGAACCCAUGUCCGUCAAAGCGAAGCCCUGGUGGCACCGCUACCGGUUGGCCUUCAACCACAGGAAGCUGUGGCUCUUGUGGAGCCGUUGAUAACUGCACAGUACGCGCUAGUGGAGAGGGCUCAUCUGAGUCGCGACCAGGCACUGCUGCUCGACCACGCCGCUAGCCCAGUCGGACAGAGCCUGAUACAGGUGGCCAAGGCAAUUGGUACCGAAAUCUUCGCUCUCGUCCACAGCAGAGCAGAGCGAGAUAUUCUGGCUGAUCGGUACGGAGUCCCUACGGACCACAUCUUCGACUCGGCUUUGGACAAUUUCGUGCCACUCAUCCAAGAGGCGACCAAGAACCGUGGGAUCGAUGUUGUUGUCAGCCAACAAAGUGGCCCGCAUGUUGCUGGAGCCAUGUUGAUUUUGAACGACUUUGGCCAGUUUGUCGACAUCAACGGCGAGAGUUCCCGAGUGGACAUUCCGGCCUCGAAAUCCAACAUAACCUUCAUUUGCAUCGAUGUAGCCGCACUCAUCAGAGGCAGACCAGACAUCGUCUGCAGGCUCUUCAAGCAGGCCUUUAUCGAGUACAUUCUCCAGGGGCCUUUCCCGCUGACCGUGCUGCCUGUUACGAAUCUUUCGGCCUCGGGGAGCAGCAUCCAGAACGAGCAGGUCGUCGUGUCCUUGAGCGAUACCAUGCCGGUACUCAUGCCUGCCCCUCGACCAGAGGAGUUGAAGCUCGAUAGCGAAGCUACAUAUGUACUGGCCGGGGGUUUAGGUGCUCUCGGCUUGGACAUUGCCAACUGGAUGGUUGAAUGCGGUGCCAAGAACCUGGUCUUCCUAUCCCGAUCAGGUGGUUCAAAGCAUGCAAAGGCUCUGCAGAAGCUUGCCGACCGCUCUGUACGAGCCGAAGCGUUCGCGUGCAACGUCAAUGAUGCUGUCAGUGUCGCCACGGUAUUUGACAGCCUCAAAUCCAGCGGCAGAAGAGUUGGCGGAGUGAUCCAACUAGCUAUGGUAUUGGAAGAUGGCAUUUUCGACAACAUGUCCUUCGAGCAAUGGAGUCGCGCGAUUGAACCCAAGACAAAGGGCUCACGAAACCUCCUGGCCAACCUCUGGCCUGGUGACAAGCCGUUCUUCAUCCUGCUCUCCUCAAUCACUGGUGUCAUUGGCAACACGGCGCAAGCCAACUACGCAUCUGGAAAUACCUUUGAGGAUGCGUUAGCCCAUCAUGCGCGUAACCAUCUCGGCAUCAAUGCCACUAGCAUCGACGUCGGCUUGGUCUCCGACUCCGCGCACUUUACCACAGCAGGCGAGUUCGGCGACCUCGCUGGCUAUCUGUCCAGAUACCAGCACGGCUGGCGUGGCCUACAGACGAACCUUCAAGAGCUCGGCGUCGUAAUGCGAGCGAUCAUGCGCGGCUCCACCACCAACGGACAGGGAGUGCCCGCCCAAGUGGUCCUGGGCCUAGGCGACCGCAUCGAGCAUAACGAGAGCACCGGGGGCUUCUCCUGGGACAAGAAAUUCGCGCUCCGUAUCGUCAAAGCCGGAAACCAAGCCGGGAACGGCGAGGCGAAGGAAAAGGUAGGCGUCCUCUUGGCCAAUGCUACGAGUAUGGCAGACGCUGCAGCGGUUGUGGAGGAAAACAUCAAGGAGCUGGUCGCCAAGGCCAUGGGUGUCCCUUUGGAAGAAGUAGAUGCUCAAAAACCUCUCUUUGACUACGGUGUUGAUUCGCUUCAGGCCGUCGAGAUUCGAAACCGCGCUCUGAAGAAUAUGCGCAGUGAGAUUUCGGUCUUUGAUAUUCUCAGCGCCAUGCCGCUGGCUGAUGUAGCAGCCAAAAUUGCAGCCAAGAGUCAGUUGGUCAAUGUUACGAUAGGUGAAGAUGAUUAG